GUUUAGGAAUAGUAGGAGACUCGAUUCUAUAUCUGUUCAUCGUGGAACUACAGAAAUUGAUUCAUUAGCGUUCAAAUGAACGUUCAGCUGAAAAAUCGUGAAUGAAUUCACAGUGAGCCUCGACAUGUCUCGUUACACUCAAUCACUCCUUCAAAAUCCAAUAGACUUAUUCAAGUAAUGAAAGGAACUAAAAAUGCUCUUCGACGAAUUUUUGAUAAUUGUGUUCUGCAGUAUAAUAGAGGCUAUUGGUUGCCGAAGGAAAUAUGAUGUGUCACCCGGUGGAGGGAGAUUUCUCCUCAAACUAUUGCUAAUACUUUGCUGUAUCAUUAGUACCGACUGUGAGCCGCUAAGGGGUAUCAAGGAAUUACAAACUGCCUUGCAUGAGGAUCGCGUACCACCACCAUUUCUCGGACAUUGUGAUUUUGAGAGACCUUGCAGGUCAUGGACGCAUAGAGAUAAUUUUCAGAAAAUAACACCGGAAACUAAGAGAGAUGGAGUCCCGAAGACCGAUGCCAGCGAUAAUCCAAAAGGACAUUUCUUAUGGUUGAGAGGACCCAGCGAAGGACAAAUAUGGUCUAUCACAAUUCCACCCACUGGGGCGCAAUGUUUCCUAGCAUUCGCUACGCAUCAAAUUCAAAUGCAUGAUGGUGUGAUCAGACUUAUCAUUGAAACAAAUAAUGAUACCAGCUCUGUUGCCGCGGAGCGUUUUGGAAAUGACGAUGCCAAAUGGAAUAUCACGAGACUCAAGCUCGGAGUUAUCAGUCAGCUGUACCGAGUCGGCUUGGAAAUUGGUGUACCAGCAAAUGGCAGUAUCGCUAUUGACAAUAUUCGGUUGGACGACUGCUUUCCGGAAUCAAAGCCAUUAAAUACACGGAACAACUGCACGCCUGAUAUGUUCCGGUGUAAUAAUGGCUCCUGUCUAAAUAAAACGAGGGUUUGUGACUUGACUCCGGAUUGCUCAGAGGGCGAGGACGAAAUACUAGAAUGUGAUAAAGUACCGGAAACCGCAAGAUGCAAUUUUGAAAAUGGUUGGUGCGGUUGGGUAAAUGCACUGGACAGUCAACUCAAGUGGACUCUCCAUCAUGGCUCUACACCCUCCGAACGAACAGGUCCAAGUUAUGAUCACACUUAUCGCAAUGAAACUG
This is a messenger RNA of Diachasma alloeum, 1145 nucleotides long. Its product is annotated as MAM and LDL-receptor class A domain-containing protein 1. Gene Ontology annotation, cellular component: membrane. Gene Ontology annotation, molecular function: protein binding. The record is from RefSeq and is a predicted model, not a curated record. Lineage: Eukaryota; Metazoa; Arthropoda; Insecta; Hymenoptera; Braconidae.